This is a messenger RNA of Malaya genurostris, 2823 nucleotides long. RefSeq lists its product as uncharacterized. Bases 1716 to 2399 code for a protein of 227 amino acids. The record is from RefSeq and is a predicted model, not a curated record. Lineage: Eukaryota; Metazoa; Arthropoda; Insecta; Diptera; Culicidae. The transcript has 3 exons.
CUUACGUUAGGCACAGUACUCCUAUAUGCGUAGAUAAUUCUGCCAUGAAAAAAAUGAGUACUUUUCUCCGAACAGAAGUGGACGAUUGGUUUGGUAGUCAGAUGGGGUUCAUUUGUGACUUAAAUGCUGAUCAGGCGGAUAUUCACGCAGUCUUGAAAAAUAUUUGGCACAGUCUUGAAUACAAAAUACCGACAAAUCAUAUUCAUGUCGUGUGACACGUUUCAUGUUCAGUUUCUGUUUUCUUCAAUGCCUCUUUAAAUAAAUUUUGAGAGACCCGGAGAAAAAGGGUGAAAAAUAGCGUUUGAUCGACGAAGUCACUUAUGCCAUUACAUCUCCGGAACCAGAAGUGACCGCGCAGUAGACACUUUUUAAUAACACUUUUUUUCUGAACAUGCUCCACUCGUCUUUAAUCAAUUCCAGAAAUGUGUAUCAGGCUUCGUAUAUUCCGUUUAGAAUAAAACUUCAUACACGUCGUCCAUUUAUUUUUCAUCUACCCAUCCAACUCAAGAGUGUUUUUCAAAAAGAGCGAUUUUUGUACGUCCUUUUUGAUAUCAUUGUAACUCAGAAACUGUAGAUUCAAAAAAAAUGGCGUCGAAGUAGAUUUUGUGGGAAAAGUAUAUACUGAAUUAAAAAGUCGAACACUUUUCAAAAAAUAGAAAAUUUUGUUGUAAACUAUUAAAGUCAGUGCGAAUUAAAUAGAAGUUGCAACAGAAAUCAUAGGUAUUUUCCAGCCUCAAGUUUCUAUUGGAAAAUAAUCAUUAAAACAUUACCUUGUGAUUCUAUACAUAAAAAUCAAUACAUUUGCUCAUAAUGACCUUCCUCCUACUAGUAGCCGUUUUCGAGAUGUUUAGACAUGAAAUUAAAGGAGUUCAAUUUUUUUUCUUUGAUCCAAUUUUCGUACAUAUAAUAAUAUCUCCAUCCGUGCAAAACAAAUGGUUUGCCAUACUGAAGGUGUGCGCAAAGUUUCAUACAAAUCUCCAUCCGGAUUUUACCAAAUUUCCUAUUGUUAUUAUUUGGAAUUUCGCAUCUGACUAAUCGCGGGAAUUCGCUUACAAUCCGACACAACGUUUUCUGUUUCCAUUGAUGGAUUUCAAGGGCCACUCACUCAGAACCUUUCCAUAUUUCAAUAAUCGUGAUUUUCCCACCAAACGUGCCAAACUAUGAUUUAUCCAUACCUAGGUGCAGACUAACAGACACCGAAUGUGCUUCGUUAAUCACACUUUUAUCAACUGCCGUCACCUUCAACGAAUGUCCCUAUCCCAGCUGCAAGUGCCACUUGUUGGUAUCAUUCCAUUAAAUGAAAUUCCGGCUAUCAUCUAAUACCGUUUUCGUUUUUGAACCUACGCGCGGGCAACUCUGACUCCGAGUAAAACGAACAUGUGAAAUUUCGUUGGGUUGCUCAUCUAAUGGUAUUGGUUUUAUUUAUCAUAGCAACAAGUGUAUUUUCAACAAACGUUUGAUUUCUCGCGAGUGAAAAUAUUUUGAAAGAAAUGGAAACGUUCAAUUUGGCCGAAUUUCAGGCAAUGAGAACAGAAAAUGGAAUGUGGCUCCAACCUGAUGGCACGGUAUUUAUACAGCAUCUCUCUGGUAAUAAUGAAAUGUGCAUAUAUGUAUUAGCAUAGCUAAUUUUGUCAAUUACAGAUUCUCCAGUUUACAAAACGCCAAUUGACAUUGUAAAGAAACUGUCGUUAACACAUGAAUCGUGUUCGGAACAAAUGACCGAUUCUGAUGGUCCACCGGCAGCGCUGCCGAAUUUUGCAAUGGCCAACACCCUUCCAGAAGUCCGACCCACGAAAACAGUUAUUGCAUGGAACGACAUGCAAACAAAAUUCAUGCUAAGUGUGUACAAGGAAAAUAUGGAAGCCGUUGGACCAAUGAAAAAAUUCAAGACAAAAAAAGAAUUGUGGGAGGCCAUCGCCAAAAAAAUGACCGUCGAAUUGGGUGUCAAUUUCUCCGGGUCUCAAAUAGAGAACAGAUAUAAAAAUGUAAUUAAACGCAACAAAAAUAUUAAGAAACACAACUCUAUUUCUGGAAACAUUCGCCAAACUUCAGCUUUCGAACAGGAGAUCGAUAUGAUCGCUGCCCUCGAUGACUCUCUAGAACCAGAGAUCAUAAUGACCCCCACAACAAUUAAACGGAAAAGGGUAACAACAAACAGUUCAGAUGAACCUUCAGCUGGUCCAUCGGAAGAGCCGACAACCGGAUACUCCGAUGAAAAACGAAGAAAGAGAUUCCGUAAGGACGAAGUUUUGGAGCUGUAUGUAGAACAAUGCGAGGCGCGAGAGAGAUGGGAGAAAUACCGCGAAGAAAAACGCGAGAACAGACAUCGGGAACGCAUGGAGGCCGUGCAGCAACUUACACAAGCUUUUAUAAGAAUGGCUCAAAAUAAUCAAAUAUAAUUUAAAAUGACAAAAAAAGAACAGAAAAUUUUUAUUUACAAGCAUCAAUGCGAUCUCUUGAAAUUAAUAUAUUCAUAAUAUGUCAGCAACUGUGUUUCGUUUCAGCUCUCCUAACCGGCGAAGGGCAUCAUAUCUUGAACCAAUAGAUGGAACGGCUACUGAAAAUUGUGUUGUGUCUUCUGCUGAAACAUUAUGAUUUUCAUUUUCAUUAUCCAUAAAAUCAUUUCUAUCCAUGCAAAUAUUGUGCAAUACACAGCAUGAAAGUACAAAUUGGCUCAUUCGCAUAACCGUGAAAAAAUCAAGACGUGUUAAUUGGCGGAACCGAGAUUUAAGAGCUCCGAAAGCGUUUUCAAUUUUUACUCGAGUCUGUGCGUGCUUCAGAUUGUAACGUCGUUGCUUGAGUGUUAGGCUUCCAUGAUUUCGA